This is a messenger RNA of Mucor mucedo, 2157 nucleotides long. RefSeq lists its product as uncharacterized. The transcript is spliced from 3 exons. The record is from RefSeq and is a predicted model, not a curated record. The coding region runs from base 1 to 2157 and encodes 718 amino acids. NCBI's taxonomy places the organism in Eukaryota, Fungi, Mucoromycota, Mucoromycetes, Mucorales, Mucoraceae.
AUGUUCCUGAGACCAAAGAGUUCAGUGCUAGGCGCACUGGGGUCUCUAUUGACAGUAUGCUUAAUGUACCACAUUUUGAAUUUAAGUAUCACCGAACAGUAUACCCGGUAUUUAGAUUCAACAGAGAUCACAAAUUACACAUUAUUAGAAAAUUUAUUAAGGCCAACAGACACUCUCGUUGCUCCGACUUCAAUGUCAGAUAUUCACCUUUCAUUACAACAACUAAAGCGAUUAACAAUCUUAUCUAAACAACAAACAACAGCGAUCGUUAUCAAAUACCAAUCAACAGAAAUAUUACAACUACAAUUAGACGCUAUUUCGAAGCAGCAAAACUUCUUGACCCCUCAAAAUAUUCAUAUAGUUUGUGAGAGUGAAAAGGAAAAAGAAGAAAUAGAUGGAUAUAGUGUUACGGUGAAUGGAAACAAGAACUGGUUCAAUCAUAUCAAACCAGACGUGAAGUCUGAUUUUUAUAUCGUUAUUGACAACGGUGUGAUCCCGGGCCACGGGUAUUUCAACUUUGUUCUCGGCCUUUUAAAUACACCAUUAUUUCAUCAUUCUCUUCUUGGCACAGAGCAAGAAUUCACAAAUAUUUGCCAACAGGACCAAGCAUACAGUGUUACAUCGAUUUCUGAUAUUUGGGUGUUAAGACGUGAAUGGUUCAACACACUGGUCUCACAAGAAUCAGACAACAUCAGUGAUGUGCUAUCUUUACCUUCGAUACUUUUACCGACAAGUGAUAGUGAUUAUCAAUUAAAGGGUAACACAGAAAACGCAUGUAUUAAUGUCGACGGCGGUAUAUUGUUUUACAAAGAUAAACAAUCGGAUGCAUUGGAUGAAAUGAUCUGUAACUUUGCAGCAAAGAAUCUAGUCCAUUUGGUGUCAACUAAUGGUAUCUCGUGUCAUCAUGAUGCGGUAAUUAUUCAUCAUGAUACCCAGGAUUCGGAUAGAUUAGUGAGCAAGAUAUCACCACGCGUUGUCAUUUAUGAAGAGGCACAUGAUAUGCCUACUUUUGAAAAUACAACUGUCAUUGCAUUGCCCACAAAGGACAUCCCGUUUGUAUCUCCUUGGAUCACUGAUUUAUCGGUUGCUACAUUAGAACAAUGGCACACACCGCAAAUCAACUUGAUUGUGGAAGUAGGAGGUAAAAGAUCAGACAAGGCAAAGAAACUCUUUAGUGGGCUGAAAAAAGCACAUUAUAUGGGAGAUAGAGUGGAUUUAUCUAUUGUGAUGGACGAAAAGAGCGACGAAAAGACCAUCAAGACCGUUAAUGGGUUCGAAUGGAAGAAGGGAGUCAAGAAUAUUCGACACCGUAUUUCUGGAGUACAUCCGAUGCAAAUAUUUGCAGAGGCCUGGUACCCUUCGAAUGACCAUGAGUAUGCAGUCAUGUUAGAUGACCGUAUUGAAUUAUCCAAUUCCUUCUAUAUCUGGCUUAAAUACAAUGUAUUGAAAUACCGAUACCAACAACAAACAUCAUCAUCAUUGUUAUUUGGUAUCAGUCUGUAUUCACCACGUAUUAUAGAUACCGAUCCAUCCGGACGCCAAUUAUUAAUACCCGCAAAAGAACAUUCCCCUUAUUUAAUGCAAGCUCCAUGCAGUUUUGGUGGAGCGUUGUAUUUCCCAGAACACUGGAGAGAAUUUCAUGAUUAUAUUUCAGCAAGAUUAACUGAUCAAGCCACAGUGAAAAGAGGAUCUGGUAAACUACAUUUAUUCAAGGAUUCAUUAUUGACUGUAGCGAAAUCCAACAAGUGGUUAAGCUCAUGGCGCAAAUAUUUUGACGAAAUGAUUUAUAUGCGUGGAUAUGUCAUGUUAUAUCCAUCAUUUGGGUCAAGUUAUUCAACUGUUACAUCCAUCACCCGAAACAAGAAAAAGCAAGGGCUUUAUGAAUUAGCAGAAAAACUAUACAAUGUGCCUUCCACUGACAUUGUGCGGGAACUACCUGAUUUGGAGUUUUUACCAGUAUUAGAUUUACAUGGAAAACAAGUGGAUAAAACAGUAUUAACUCAACGUGGUCAUCAAUUACAGCAAAAGUUUAGUGCUUGCGCACCAAAUAAGAACAAUAAACAUGAUCCAUCGGAUAUGUUAUGUCCUUUUAAUCAAUUGGUUCAAGUGCCAAUUGAUCAAACCUCAGUUCCAACAACCACAAUUUAUGUUGGCUGA